Messenger RNA from Aspergillus caelatus, 2915 nucleotides. RefSeq lists its product as uncharacterized. Gene Ontology annotation, molecular function: actin binding. The record is from RefSeq and is a predicted model, not a curated record. Lineage: Eukaryota; Fungi; Ascomycota; Eurotiomycetes; Eurotiales; Aspergillaceae. Bases 370 to 2673 code for a protein of 767 amino acids. Gene Ontology annotation, biological process: actin cytoskeleton organization. The transcript is spliced from 5 exons.
CCAUCCUGGACCCUUGUGUUCCUUUACGCCUUACUCGUUGAACUCCCUCUUCGACCAUCGCCCAAUUCGAGCCUUUCGUUUUCCUUUCCUGUGUCCUUGACAUCAUUUUCGCAUUCAUCCUAGCGUUUUCUUUAUCUUUCUCUCGUUUCCUUUAAUCCAAGUCAUAUCUGUAUAAUCUAUCAUUUGCAUCUGUUAGAACAGGAUCUCUGUUUUCUUCCUUUCUCCUCCCUCGAGUUACUCCUGACCCUAUACCUACCUCCAUCUGUGCCCUGCGGACGAUAGCGAGCUCACCCCGCUGGCAUCGCAUCCUUCAGACGUCGUUACUUACGCGUCAAACCCCUUUCCAUCCGGUUAUUGGAGGAGAACACCAUGGCAGCGUUGGUACAGACAAUCCCGCAACAAAGUGGCACGGUUUCUGUGCUUCAGACUCGUCCCUCUUCUUCCUCGGGCGCCUUUACUCCCUCUCAGUCAUCACAACAGCAAAACUCUCGAAAUUCAACCAUGUCUUGGAAUUCAUACAAUACAGUCGGUGGGUCAGGGAGUUACAGGGUAGGCCACCAGGUUGUGGCACCCUAUGCAUUUACCAGCACUCCCAACCUCUCAAAUUCGACCAACAUGUCAAAUCGUCAGUCAUGGUCCCCUCACUUGAGGCCGGAGCAUCGAACAUCCUCUGCUCCGUCAGCUCCUCAACUGUCUCCAAGCCCUGCGUAUGCCGGAGUCAACUCGCGUUUUGCCAAUCAUCCUGCAGCUGGUUCUGUAUCAACAUCCUCUUCCAAUUCUUCUGUUCAAUCUUACAUGUCCAAAGACGACACCGCCAUUCCGUCGAGACAGCCGCGUGGUGGCGAACCCCCUCUCCGUCCUUUAUCCACCAUUAACCUCCCUUCUCCUCCUUCUCCUAACUUUAUGAAUAUUUCAUCUCCGACUGUUGCUCGCCCGUCGCCCGAUCGCUAUCGUCGCGGUACUCGUCGACCCGAUGGUGCAGGGGCUUCGCAGCCCGCCGUUACACCAGCCAACGCACCCGUAUCUGGCCGUCUUCCGCCAACGACGGACGAUCACCUUUCACAAUCGAGCACUGCGUCAGGAUCUAAGGGUCCAGCACAAGACACCUCCCGUAAACCCGGUCACAACCGGGCGCCCAGUGCCGAUGAUUCGUCACGGACAGAAAAACAACCGGAGCUGGCGAAGAGAUACAGGCGACGAAGCUGGGGCAAUAUGGAUAAUGCUGGUCUCAUUAAUCUACAACUUCAUCUGCCCUCGUCGUCACCAAUUCCGACAACUGGCGGCCACGAUUAUUUCGAUCCAAGCCAUCGGCCAAAUUCGGCGCAGUCCAACAGGGACGCUUCGGGAAGCAACCAUUCCCCCAAUUCCUCAACCUCUUCUGUUCGUGAUACGGGACAUACGGAAUCUGCUGCGUCGUCGUCUAACAAAGUGGUUGCUAAACCGGAGGACACCAAACGAGCUACAAAACCCUCCCCAUUAUCGCAACCUGUUACUCAAGAUGCCACCCCUGGGAAUGCAACAACGACAAAACCGGAGUCUAAGGAGAAACGGGUUCCAACCGAGAGUAUUGCGACGCAACGGCUGGCUGAAAUUACAAACAAUGAUUUCAAGAGACCCGGUAAAUCUCGGUUGAGAAGGGCUUUCUCUUUCGGAAGCGCAUCGGAACUUCUCAAGGCCUCUGCUGCUCAGAGUAGCGCAAACAAGAGGGAGGCUAUUGCUGCAGAGAAAGCUCGGAGAGAACUGCUCAAGCAGGAACUGGGCCCCGAGCAGGCGGCUAUUGCUGAACAACAAGAAGCCAGUGGCCUUGGCGAAAGUAUCUACUCUCACCACCAAGGCCGCUUCUUUAACAGCUCUACAGACAAUUUGUCUGUGUCUUCUACAGCAUCAUCCGCUUCAAUCAUGCUCCGGAAGAUGGGUAAGGGGAUGAAACGGUCGACGAGGUCCCUCGUUGGGUUAUUCCGCCCCAAGUCAAUCGUGAGCACGGCAUCCAAUGACGGCGUUAUCGUCGAACCGAUGGCACCUCAAUUAUCCGUGGUCAACGUCGAAGCGGAACGGAAAGGCGUAGCUGCGAAUCCGGACCCGCAAGAUGUUCCUCGUGGCGGGACAGUGUUUCCCAAGGUGGAACCUAAGUCCCAAAGUCCAUCGGCUGCGGAAGAUAGCGCUGCAGAUAAUUCUCAAAUGCGUAAGAGCAUUGUGGGAGGUGAUAGGGAGCGGGCAGAGGUUCUAGCUGCAGUAAGGAAGGGUAUCCUCAAAAAAACCUCCGAAGCAGCAAAUUCCACACCCAAUAAGCAGGCCGAGCGUCAUUUGACUACGAGCAGGAGCGAUUCACCUCACUCUAGUGCUCCCAGUACUCCUGAGGACCAAACACGGUCGGACAACCGACGUUCUGACGCAGUGCGGAUCGCUGGUGAGGAUGAUUUCUUACCAGAAGGGCGGUUCCUUGAUUCCAAGGGAGCUUCCAUUGCACCGGCGGCUCCUAAAAGUCUCGUCUUCAGUCCCCGCAUCCAAUUCCAUGAUACAUGGCCAAGCGGCGAGUAUGAUCGUCGUGGGGACAUCGCCACCUGUAACCGACUGACCCCUCUCCUUGCCCAACAAAUCAAAGAGGAGCUGAACAAUUUCAAAAUGGAGAUGGAAGUUCACGAGACCUCGAAGAUUUAUACCCACUUCCUCUAAUCCGCUGCAUUCCGAACGGCGUUAUUUUUUUUUCUUUUUCUUUUUUUCUUUUCCCCCUCUGCCUAUCCUGCAUGACGUUUGUGUCAUUACUCUCUGGACGGCUGUUGGAUCUCUGAAUGGCGUGGUUAUCCAACAUUGGUGUGUUGACUCGUAGACCUGCUUUUCUUAGAGCAACAUUUGGGUUGCGUCUUCAGUUCUUCUACCUGUGGACUUCGAGAACGCCCUUUUGACCCUUAUUGCCG